Messenger RNA from Linum tenue, 1952 nucleotides. The record is from the annotation of a GenBank genome assembly. Lineage: Eukaryota; Viridiplantae; Streptophyta; Magnoliopsida; Malpighiales; Linaceae.
UAUGUAGAAACAAAACCAGAUCCUUCCUCCAUCCAAAUAAACCCGAUUUAAAGCACACACCACACAUGCUCCAAAAGCCUAGCAACCAAAAAGACACACCAACAAAAACCCAGUUCUGCCCUGCUCAUGACCCAUACAAUCCAAUCAAAGUAAUCCUUGGUUAAUAUAUCAUCAGCAGCAAACAAUUAAUGGCGGCCUGGCUAUUUGCCAUGGUUGCGGUCCUGACCGCUGCUGCCGUGGUGUGGAAGAUGUGGCGGUUGUUCCGGCAGGUGGUCUGGCGGCCGUACGUCGUCACCAAGCGGCUCCGACGAGGAGGCGUGAGGUGCCCGCCUUACUCCUUCGUUUCCGGGUCCAUGAAGGAGGUGAAGAGGCUGCAGGAGGAAGCCGGCCGGAUCGUUUUACCACCGCACUCCAAUGACAUCACUCACCGAGUUCUUCCUCAUUUCCACGCCUGGUCCAGGCAGUACGGGGAACCCUUCUUCUAUUGGGCCGGGACGCAACCCCGGGUCUACAUAUCCGACCCGGAGCUGGCGAAAGAAAUACUGGCCAAGUUCGAGCUGUACGUGAAACCAGAGCCCAGGCACGCGGUGAAAAUGCUGGUCGGCGAAGGCGUGGCUCUAGCCAACGGGAUCGACUGGGUCAGGCGCCGGCGGAUCCUUAACCCGGCCUUCUCUGUAGACAAACUUAAGGUUAUGAUAAACGCAAUUACGGAAUGUACAGAAUCCAUCCUCCACGAAUGGCGAAAUCAGGCCAUGGCAGCCAAAAAUCAAGCCCUAACCCUAGAGAUGAACGACGAAUUCCAGAAGCUAACUGCUGAUAUAAUUGCUCGCACCGCCUUUGGGAGCAGCUAUGUGCAAGGGAAAGAAGCCUUCAUGGGCCAAAAACGGCUUCAGAAGUACUGUGCUGAUUCACUUCUGAGCGCCUUCGUCCCUGGCAGCAGGUAUCUCCCAACUCCUUCCAACAUUCAGUUGUGGAAGCUUGAUUGGAAGGUCAAGAACUCGCUGCGCAACAUCGUAAAGAGCAGGCUCGAGAGCUGCGAGUCUACGAGUUGCGACGACAACUCGAGUUAUGGAGACGAUCUGCUCGGUCUGCUGAUAGCAUCCUCGGAGAAGAGCGGUAACAAAGGUGCCGGGCCCAAGUUGGACUUGGAUGAGAUCAUAGAGGAAUGCAAGACAUUUUUUUUUGCAGGUCACGAGACCAGCUCCAAUCUGCUUACUUGGACAAUCUUCCUCCUCAGCAUUCAUCAGGACUGGCAAUCCAAAGUCAGAGAAGAAGUGCAGAAGGAAUGUGCUGCGGGGAUACACACUGCGGACACCUUGACCCGGCUCAAACUGGUGAAUAUGGUUUUGAUGGAGGCACUGAGGCUCUACUGUCCAAUCCCGGAGCUGAUUAGGGAAGCCUCAGAGGACAUCGAGCUCGGCAACUUCAGCAUACCAAAGGGAACUUGUGUGAUGAUUCCAAUCACAAAGAUCCACACCAGCAGGGAGUAUUGGGGAGAAGAUGCGCUCGAUUUCAACCCGCUGAGGUUCGCAGAUGGUGCUGCGAAAGCGGUGAAACACCACCACCACCCGAGCGCUUUCCUUCCUUUCGCGCUGGGACCUCGAACGUGCAUCGGCCAGAACUUCGCGAUGUUGGAAUCCAAGACGGUGUUGGCGCUCUUGCUUCAGAACUUCUCGUUUACUCUGUCUGUUGAUUACAAACACACUCCAGUCAGCUACAUUAGUAUGCAACCUCAGUUCGGACUUCCCGUUCUUCUGCAUCCUUUGUGCAAGUGACUCCUUUUCGUUUCUUGAACACACUUUGGGUUAUCUAUGUAAAUAAAACUCAAUUAAUAAUGAUUUAUCAUUGGUUCGUUAUAUCGAUUGUAUUUUGUUUGGAUUGAACAGCAUGCGUAUAAGCCUGAAUGAAUUCCUAAACGUUUCCUUGUCAAGUAUGUUAUAAGUAUGGUUGAG